This is a messenger RNA of Rotaria sp. Silwood1, 1389 nucleotides long. NCBI's taxonomy places the organism in Eukaryota, Metazoa, Rotifera, Eurotatoria, Philodinida, Philodinidae. The record is from the annotation of a GenBank genome assembly.
AUGGAGAGAAAAGCAAUAGGUAUCGAUUUGGGUAUGGUAUAUUCAAGUGUUGCUGUAUUUCAACAUGGUAAAGUAGAAGUCAUUCCUAAUGAACAAUCUACUCGAAGAACACCAUCAUACGUUGCAUUUACCAAUAAUGAACGUUUAAUCGGUGAUGCAGCUAAAAAUCAAGCAGCAUUAAACCCAACUAAUACAAUAUUUGAUGCUCAACGACUUCUUGGUCGUAAAUUUGAUGAUCCAUCUGUACAAGUUGACAUGAGAAGUUGGCCAUUUAAAGUAAUUAAUGAUAACGGGAAACCGAAGUUUCAAGUUGAAUAUAAACGUAAAAUAAAAUGCUUCACACUUGAAGAAAUAAUCUCAAUGAUAUUAGCGAAAAUGAAAGAUAUAGCAGAAGCUUAUGUUGGUGAACAAAUUUCUGAAGCUGUGAUUACUGUUCCAGCUUAUUUUAAUUAUUCACAAUGUCAAGCAAUAAAAGAUGCUUGUGUUUUUGUUGGUCUGAAUGGAUUAUAUAUAAUAAGUGGAUCAACAGCUGCUGGGCUUGGUGAUAUAUAUUUGAGUGGAGAAGAUUUUGAUAAAAGAAUGGUUGCACAUUUUGUUCAAGAAUUUAUAAGUAAAUACGGUAAAGAUUUAUCACAAAAUAAGCGUGGUCUUCGUCGGUUGCGUACUGCUUGUGAGUCUGCUAAACGUACUUUAUCGUCGUCAUUCCAAGCAUUAAUUGAAAUUGCUGCAUUACAUGAAGAUAUUAAUUUCUAUUCAAUCAUAACCCGUACUCGUUUUGAAGAACUUAAUGAUAGUUUAUUUUAUUCAACACUUGAAACAGUUGAACGGGCUUUAAGGGAUGCUAGAAUGGAUAAAGCUAGCAUCCAUGAAAGUCUUUUUAUCGGUGGUUCAACACAUAUUCCACAAAUACAAAAACUUUUACAAGAUUUCUUCAAUGGAAAAGAAUUAAUGAAAGCAAUCAGUUCAGAUGAAGAAGCCGUUUAUGGUGCUGCUGUUCAAGCCGCUAUUCAGGCCUGUGAUAAAUCAGAAGAAAUUAAAGAUUUAUUAUUACUAGAUGAAAUUGAAUGUUUGAUUGCUAACGCUGAACAGUAUAAAAAAGAAGAGAAAAUACAAUGCGAUCGUAUUGAAGCUAAGAAUUUACUUGAAUCAUAUUGUUUUAAUAUGAUGGAAAAAAUUAAUGAUAAAAAAUCGGAUGAUAAAAUUAAUAUUAAUGUCAAGAAAACGAUCGAUGCUAGUGAAAAUAUAUUGUAUGCUACAAAAGAAGAAUUUGAAUGUAAAUUAAGAGAACUUGAAACAAUAUGUUCACUAGCAAUGAUGAAAAUUUACCAUACUGAAGACAGGACUGAAAAAAUUUCAAAGGCAUUAUCCGAUGAUAUAACAGGUGAGUAA